AUGACCACGGCACCCAUCACGGAUAGCGAUGCCUCCGCGCCGUCGCCACCCUCGUGCGCCCAACCACCCGUCGAACCCACUCCGUUCCUGGGACCGUCGGAUUCCGUGAGCAAGCCACCAUCGCGAUCCCAGUCCCCCGCAAAACGAUUAAAGCCCGACGGUCCUACCAACGCGACGGUUGACUGCAGCCUUGAUCACAGCCCCACAACCCCUGAGCCGAUGGACGAGGAUACCGCGGUGCCCGCGAUGACUACUAGGGAUGUCUCUGUGGACAUGGUCGACGCUGACGAUGCGCCAGUCGCACUGGAGCCGGCUUUGUCCAUUGUCAUUACGGACGAUUCGUCGACCGCAGCCUCUUCCACCGCCGUCACGGUCACCCAACCCUCCACAGCCGCUACUUCAACGGCCACAUCCAUCGCUACACCGUCACCGCCGUCGCUCGAGGAGCAAAUUGAGAUGGUACUAGCGGAGAAGAUGGCAAUGCUGAAGGAGGGAGAGAUCUACUAUCUGGUGUCAGGCAUCUGGUUGAAGCGAUUCCUAGUCCAGCUGCCCGAGUAUGCCAAGGAUAUCCAGAUCGAGAAGGAAGAAUUGGAAAAGGAGUUGGGGCCAAUCGACAACACUCCCAUCGUUGAUGUCGAGAUGCAGGAAGAGCUGAAGAAAGACGCGUCCUCGCCCUCCACGAACGACAAGUUCGCCGAGGAUUUCGUACCCGUGAAACAGGGCAUGGAGUGUGGGGAUGACUAUGAGGUGUUACCUGCUACUGCAUGGAACCAGCUCGUGGCCUGGUACGGACUGGCGAAGGAUUCGCCGAUCAUCACAAGGAAGGCAAUCAACACUCAGGAGGACAGGGCUGCGGAGUCCAACUGUAUAGUGGAAGUUUGGCAGCCGAUGUUCACGGUGUACCGGCUUCGGGACCCUAAGAUGACCAUCUCCGAGAACAGCCUCCGAGAGGAGAAGCAGGUCAAGCCAAUAAAGCUUAUAGCUUCGACGUCCGAGGGAUUCCGGGAUUUCCUCAAGCAGAUCAAGAGCUUGACUGGCGUCGAAACUGGCCGGAAGGUGCGGCUCUGGAAAGUGACAACGCCAACAGAACCCGACCAGAAAGCCACAAAGAAGUCGUCGAAGACCGCCGCCACAACUCCUUUCCGACAGAUGGUCAUUGAUCUGCAUACUUUUUCGGCGCUAGAAAAUGGAUCUGAGCUCGUCGAUGUUCCGGACAACACCAAUAAUCCGAACUACAAUGGCAAUCUAAAGAUUGGAACUCUCGGGUUGGGAACCGGCGGAGAGAUCGUGGUUGAGGAGCAAAAUGUCGAUGGAGAAUGGAUCAGUCAAUCGGCGAACAAAACUGUGAUCAAAUGGGGGGAGACGAUCACGGUCACGAAGAACGGGUUCGGCAAGAGUGCAAGCACGGCCAAGAAGAAGUUACCCGCGUCGCCCUCCCGCAGUGCUAGUCCGGUCAAGAGUGUUCUAUCGAAGCCGGCGAUGCUUAGCAACAGGGGACGCGAGCGUACCAAUGGGAGAGCGCGUGGCACAUGCGGGCUCUCCAAUCUUGGGAACACCUGUUAUAUGAAUUCAGCUCUGCAAUGUUUGCGGUCCGUCGAAGAGUUAUCCAAGUACUUUCUCUGCGGUGCAUAUGUUGACGAGCUCAAUCCAUCCAACCCUCUAGCACAUCAUGGGAAGGUUGCAAGGGCCUAUGCCGGGCUAAUUAAUAAUAUUUUUGCCCCGUCAAGCCCGUCGUCUGUUGCGCCCCGAGAAUUCAAGAGUACGAUUGGAAGGUUCGGUCCGUCGUUUUCUGGCUAUCAGCAGCAGGAUUCACAGGAGUUUUUGGCUUUCCUGUUGGACGGCAUGCACGAGGAUUUGAACCGCAUCAUGAAGAAACCCUACACCGAAAAGCCUGACUCGACCGACGAGAUGGUCGGCAAUCCUCAACUCAUCGCCGAGCUGGCGGAGAGACAUUGGGACAUCUACAAGAAGCGCAAUGACUCGGCAGUUGCCGAUCUCUUUGGUGGACUGUACAAGAGCACGCUUGUCUGUCCCGAGUGCCAGAAAGUCAGCAUUACUUUUGACCCAUUCAUGGACCUGACGCUACCGCUGCCCAUCGAGUCUUUCUUCACCAAGGAGUUUUUCUUCUGGCCCAAAGACCCAAAACAUAGGACUCCGUUUAAGUUCGGUGUCGAGCUGCCAAAGAAUUCGAGCAUCGGUGCACUGAAAGAGUACACAGGAAAGAAAUUUGGAGUGGAUCCUAAACAGAUCAUGUGCUCAGAAGUGUAUAAGGGCAGAUUCUACAAGCAUUACCAGGACUACAACGCCAUCACAGACAUCUCCACGGGCGACGAUGUGAUGUUGUACGAGCUUGACAAGGUGCCGACCAGUUGGCCGGGGCCAAAGAGCCGAUCGAUGCUUUACCCGGAUGAGCAGGCUGACGCGGCAUCUACGGAAGCAGUACUCGUUCCCGUGCUGCUGUGGCGGCCACGAUUUCGCAAGAACGAUCUGAGCGAUGAGUGGUUCAGCUUUCCUUACUUCCUUGUUCUGAACCAGGAGGAGGCAUCCGAUUACGAUACCAUCCUCGAGAAGCUUGUUGAAAAGCUUCAAUUCCUUACCACCAGGGAUAUGUACACAACCUCCGCCGUUGAAGAAGAGGACAACGACUACGACGGUGCUGAAGAUGCUGCUAAGGCUGAAGUAAAGGAUGAGAAGGAUGGCGAGAACAAUAGCGAGAAGGAUGGAUUUGUCGAUAUCACGAUGGAGGAUACUGUCUCGACCUCUGACUUGGGCAAGGCGGAACCCGAACUUACCCCGGAGGUCAAGACGGAGGUUUCCGAUGAUGCUAUCCCCACUGUUUCCGGCAAUCCUCGUCGUCGGGUACCACAAGAUAUCCACGGAUACUUCACUCUUAAGAUUGGCAAGAGGAGGGAUAACGAGGCACUUCCGACCGGGUGGAACGGUCCUCAGAUGGAUGAGCUACUCACUUCUCGGAUGCAGCCCAGUCGCGAUACGGCCCCGAGCCCAGUAUCUCACGAGCCUUCUUCGCUGUUUGACAUUCCGUCUGCUGAGGACUCUGGUCGCAGGUCGCCGGCGAGUCAGAUCUCGGAUGACGAUAAGCUGCUGUACAAUGACGAUCCUCAGCCGGAGCCGUCGUACGACACGAUGGCGGAUGUGAGCGACGAUGAAGCUCAGACUUCCUAUCCGUCUGCCUUGGCUGCUUUCGAUCCUCCCUCGUUUCUAGGCACCACGAGCGGUACCUCAUCGCCUAAUGGAUACGCGUCGCCGUCUCGAUUCCGCACCCCGGAACCUGUCCAAGAAUAUGGCCCACUAAUUCGAGUCGGUGAGAGUAUCUUGGUGGAGUUUACUGAAGAAGGCUUCGACACCCUCUUUGGUGGCAAACACCGUGACGAUUUCCGUGGAAAGGAAACGUGGAACUCGUGGCCGGCCGUCAAAGAUCCCGAACUGGAAAAGAGACGCAGGAGACGGGAGGAGAGGAAGAACAAGGGAAUCAUCCUCGAGGACUGUCUUGACGAGUUUGCUCGGGAGGAAGUCCUUAGUGCAGAAGACCCUUGGUACUGCCCUCGUUGUAAGGAACACAGGAGAGCCAGCAAGAAGUUUGAGCUCUGGAAAUGUCCCGACAUCCUCGUUGUUCACCUCAAGCGUUUCUCUAGUAGUAGAAGCUUCCGGGACAAGAUUGAUGCACAGAUCGAUUGCCCGAUCGAGGGUCUGGAUUUGAGUCAACGUGUUGGCUUCACCGAAGGCAAGCCGAUGAUCUACGAUCUGAUCGCUGUGGAUAAUCAUUACGGCGGCCUUGGUGGCGGGCAUUACACUGCAUACGUCAAGAACUGGUUCGACGGAAAGUGGUACUACUGUGAUGACGCCAGUGUCAGAGAGGCACACGCGAACUCGGUAGUGACACCAGCCGCCUACCUGCUGUUCUACCGCCGCCGCUCCGACAAGGCUCUUGGCGGAUUAAAGUUGGAGCAGGUCAUUGCCCAGCACUUCCCGAGCGUAGCGGAAGAAGAUGAUGAAGAAGAAGAGGUGGAUGCACAGCAAGGCUCGUCGUCCGGAAUCUCCCGCGAGAAUUCACCGACUCCUUUCAUCGGCCCUACCCUCCCCAAGACCUCUAACGAAGGUGGAUUCUUAACCGCCAGCGUCGGCAAUUCCACGCUGUGGGGCAACAGCAUGCCCAUCACCACUUCGGAGCUCACCGCCGGCCCCGCGAAUGACGUCGAUUCUCUCUUACCGGAGUACGACGACCUGGACAACACUGGUGGCGUCAGCCUCGACACGGACGAGGGCUUGGGCGACGAGACGGAGGCGGAGAUUGCCGAUAUGUUCGUGGCCAUCACCGACAGUCACGCGGGACAGGAAGAUGAAGAGAAAGUCGAAGACGUGCGGGUAUAA
Messenger RNA from Tricharina praecox, 4389 nucleotides. RefSeq names its product ubiquitin C-terminal hydrolase. The coding region runs from base 1 to 4389 and encodes 1462 amino acids. The transcript has 5 exons. The record is from RefSeq and is a predicted model, not a curated record. Gene Ontology annotation, biological process: protein deubiquitination. Gene Ontology annotation, molecular function: cysteine-type deubiquitinase activity. NCBI's taxonomy places the organism in Eukaryota, Fungi, Ascomycota, Pezizomycetes, Pezizales, Pyronemataceae.